Microtus oregoni (creeping vole) is the source of this 1947-nucleotide messenger RNA. RefSeq names its product COMM domain containing 2 (gene Commd2). The transcript is spliced from 5 exons. NCBI's taxonomy places the organism in Eukaryota, Metazoa, Chordata, Mammalia, Rodentia, Cricetidae. Bases 60 to 659 code for a protein of 199 amino acids. The record is from RefSeq and is a predicted model, not a curated record.
GUAGCGAGGGCGGGGACGGCGCUGAAUGUCGGAGGCUGGAGGAGGCCUUCUCUGCUAAAAUGCUGCUCGAUUUGUCCGAGGAGCAUAAGGAGCACCUGGCCUUCCUACCGCAAGUGGAUAGCGCAGUGGUCGCCGAGUUCGGGAGGAUAGCGGUGGAGUUCCUCCGACGGGGAUCUAACCCGAAGAUCUACGAAGGCGCCGCCAGGAAACUCAAUGUGAGUAGUGACACUAUCCAGCAUGGUGUGGAAGGAUUGACAUAUCUUCUUACUGAGAGCUCCAAGCUCAUGAUUUCUGAACUGGAUUUCCAAGACUCUGUUUUUGUCCUGGGAUUCUCCGAAGAACUGAAUAGAUUAUUGCUUCAGCUCUACCUGGACAACAGAAAGGAGAUCAGAACUAUUCUGGAUGAGUUGGCACCUCGUCUUCCCAGUUACCAUAGUCUUGAAUGGCGACUAGAUGUACAACUUGCAAGCAGAAGUCUCCGGCAACAGAUUAAACCAGCAGUGACUCUAAAGCUGCACCUUGAUCAGAAUGGCGACCACAGCACCCAUCUUCUGCAGACAGACCCAGCUACCCUGCUCCAUUUGGUUCAGCAGCUGGAGCAAGCGCUGGAGGAAAUGAAGACAAGCCACUGCAGGAGAGUAGUCCGCAGCAUCAAGUAGCUCCGAGGUGCAGGUGGCAACCCAGGCAUGGCUGUAGUACAUCUGGAUUUCAUGGACUUUCUUUUCUGGUUCAGGAUGUUGAAUUCUUGAUUGAAAGUACAGUUCCUUUCUGGUGCUAAGUGCAGUCAGCUUCUUCACAAAUUGAGAAGUAUUUUGUAUUUUAAGUGUGUAAGUAGAAUGGACUUAACUAAAAUGAAUCUAUACUGAUCAUGUCUUCUGUGUAUAUGUGAUUCUCCUGGAAUAUUGUUCAUGUCUUCUGUGUAUACGUGAUUCUCCUGAAAUAUUGUUCAUGUCUUCUGUGUAUACAUGAUUCUCCUGGAAUACAGUUCAUGUCUUCUGUGUACACAUGAUUCUCCUGGAAUAUUGUUCAUGUCUUCUGUGUAUACGUGAUUCUCCUGAAAUAUUGUUCAUGUCUUCUGUGUAUACGUGAUUCUCCUGGAAUACUGUUCAUGUCUUCUGCGUACAUGUGAUUCUCCUGGAAUACUGUUUAUGUCUUCUGUGUAUAUAUGAUUCUCCUAGAAUACUGUUCAUGUCUUCUGUGUAUACGUGAUUCUCCUGGAAUAAUGUUUAUGUCUUCUGUGUAUAUGUGACUCUCGUGGAAUACUGUUCAUGUAUUCCAUGUACAUGGGACUCAACUCUCCUGGCUUGGGUAUUUUUUUUGUCUGUUUUAUUUUCUUUUUCCUUGAUAAAAUUUGAAAAUAAGAUUCACUGUUAGUUAGAACUAUUUCUAGACAGUUCAGUAUCUUUUACUUCUAAAAGCACUGUACGAUUAUAACCAUAGAAAAAGAUAAAUAGGAUUUUUUACAAGAUUGUGUAUAUUAUUACAGGUAGCUUGUAUAUUCUUGUUUGUAUAUGAAGAUGGCAAAUAGCAAUUAUACCAUAUUGCUUACAUUUUAGUUACUGAUAUACAAAUUUCUGUGGUCCUAUCAUGCAUUUUAUCAGGAACUAGGGCUGGGUGGUGGUGGCACAUACCUUUAAUCCCAGCUCUUGGGAGGCAGAGGCAGGCGGAUCUCUGUGAGUUCGAGGCCAGCCUGGGCUACAAGAGCUAGUUCCAGGACAGACUUCAAAGCUACAGAGAAACCCUGUCUCAAAAAAAACAAAACAAAAAAGUAUCAGGAACUAAUUUCCCACGUUCCCAAAGCAAUUAAAAGACACAUCAUCAUUUACAUUUAUAAAUAAUGAAUAGCUAGGCGGUGGUGGCGCACGCCUUUAAUCCCAGCACUUGGGGGACAGAGUCAGGCAAAUUUCUGUGAGUUCAAUGACAGCCUGGUCUACAGAGCGAGUUCCA